Messenger RNA from Syngnathoides biaculeatus (alligator pipefish), 3848 nucleotides. Its product is annotated as EF-hand and coiled-coil domain-containing protein 1. The transcript is spliced from 10 exons. The record is from RefSeq and is a predicted model, not a curated record. The coding region runs from base 371 to 2323 and encodes 650 amino acids. NCBI's taxonomy places the organism in Eukaryota, Metazoa, Chordata, Actinopteri, Syngnathiformes, Syngnathidae.
GUAGAACAAGUACCGACUAGUUGAGUAAUGUGUGCUACUAGUGUUACUAAUAAACCACUAGAUGUUCAUUUGUAGACUUUUGUAAACAGGUAACACACAGUUGUCCUUUAGUUACUCUUGUUCAAAAACAAAAAGACUAACAGGACAGUCGUUCUAGUAUUUGUGUGCAGAGGCAGAGGCAGAGGCAGCCCUUCUGCAGUCCGAUGAUUUGCAUUCAAGGGUGGAGUCAGCGUGGAAUGGGAUUGAUUUUGUUUUCUGUGGUUGGGAAGGAUCAGAUUGAGAUUUGAGACAACGAGAGUGAACUUCGGCUAGGUUGGAACUGGAAUAUUUUUGCAUCACCAAUUUAUUUGCUGAAAUUCCCUGCGCGACUAUGGAGCGCACUGCAUUUUCUUUGCAGCACGUCCAGCCUUGGCCAAGAGCAGCGCGGAGGAGCGAGUGGCUCCGGAGCGCCCUGGCCCACCACCACAGCCCCGAUCCCGGCGUGGACAACGAAAUCCUCGUGCUGGCCAUCGGAAUAGACCAGUACUUGCAAGAGGUCUUCCACCAUCUCGCUUAUCCCAGCCGAGACGAUAAAGUGUCGGCGGAGGACUUUAGCACCCUCUGCGCCGUCCUGGGUGUUCCCGGAGAAGCUCACCAAGGCAAGACAACAACGAAAGGAGGCGGGCGUACGGGAGCCGAGCAAGAGGACGAAGAGCUCGCAGACGUUUGCUCCGGGCUUCCUUGCCACAUGACUUUUAAAGACUUCCACUCGCGUCUCUGCGGCUACUUUCGUGUGCGGUGUGCGCGCAGAGGCGCCGGCGGGGAACCUGCGUGGCGGCUGCCUGUCACCGAGGAGACGGAGCUGGUGGAGAGGCACAUCAGGCUCCGCUGGCCUCGUCUCAGAAGGAAGAAACAUGGCCACAACAGAUCCACAGCUGCACAGGACGCUUCAUCGGAAGAGAUAGCAGCUCUGAGGGAACUGGUGGAAGACCUCCGAUCAGCGCUGCAGGGUAGCGACGCUCGCUGUUUGGCCCUUGAAGUGGCUCUGAGGCGAGAGAGGGGCCGCACACACUCAGCUCCCAUCAGUGUUUCAUCGCCCACAACUUCAAUUUCCCUCAUACAAGGCAAACUGGUUCCCACACGCCGGAUUAAAGGACAGCUAAAUAUUGUUGGAGGAAAUAGUGGGAGGAGAUUGGGGAGAAGAUGGGACAUAAGGGACCCUCUUUUAAGAGAGUUGCAGCUGAUCCGUUCAUCACGCGAUGGACAACUGGAGGAGGCCAUUAAGUUCAAUGAACGUCUGGAGCAGGAGUUGCAGUGGGCUUACCAGGAAGUGAGCAAGCUUCAGGGGGUGGAGUCUGCACUCAGGAGGGAGAACAUCCUAAUCAGGAGACGAGCGGAGGAGGCCAGGGAGGCCUUGACCUUGGGCCUCGAGAGGGUGCGACUUAUUGAGGAGCAAGCCGAAUCUGUGCCACAGCUUCAAUCUAGGAUCACCCAGCUGGAGAGUGAACUGCAGCAGUACAGAUCCGGCUGUGUAUGUCUUCCUGAAACUUCCUCUACAAGUGGAGGAAACUGUAAAGCAGAUGCUGAUUGUCUGCAGAGAGCAGUGGAGGGAAGAGCUGCCUCUGAUGAGGAGGAGGAAGGUGACAAGGGCAUGACCGAUGAAGAGCAAUGUUGUCUUUUCGAGGUGGAGAAGAACAUAAGUCAAUCGCUUGACUGGGCCAAAGGGUGUCACAGUCACGUGAUCCCUCAGUUCCUCUCGAAGGGGGACCUGUGCGUUUGCCACCUCGACAGUGAUUCAAAGGGCAACACGCGAUGCCGCAACUGGAAGCGACAAAAGCCAGUGUUCUCCGCAAGCAGAGAAGGUUGUGAAGCGGAGGGUGAAGCUCAGCCACUCAGCCGGGGGGCAAUAAGUAUACCCACACCUUCUCAGCGCCUCUCUCCGUGGGCAACUCCAGAGUGGAACAGAGUCCAACCCCUCUCAAGAGAACUGAGUCCAGACCAAGAGGAGGACAAGUCAAGUCUUGAAAAGAAGGAAAGAGAGAGGCUGUCUUUAAUGGAGGGAAAGUUCAGAGAUGCCCUCAUGUUACUUCUGCAACUACGCAAUAAGAAGUUGUCCCACAGGGAGCUUGGCAGCAUCAUGAUGGACACGCUAGAUAUGUGCAGUAAAGGAGAUGGUCCAUCCCAGGUACUGCAGGCAGCUGAUGCCCUCUAUGUGCAAUUAUCCUCCAGUGUGCACAUUAGAGAAGGAGGUGAAGCCAAAGGACGUGAGAGGGAAGCCCAACACUUGCUUCCUCCAUCAGGGCAUCAAACAAGUGGCACCAGCUCUCUGGUCAUCUCUUGUUAACAAAGCUAAAAAACAUUUGAAUUCUAAUAAUGUAACUUGUGCAGAACAUAAAUGUCAUCAAAUCUAUAAAUUGUUUUUUUUUUAUUAUUUUCCUCAACAAAUUAUUUCACACGGAGCAGACAUGGACUUUUAAUUUGGGAUGCUUUUUUUCCUUCAGGAAACACAUACUACUUUUGUAAGAUGAUUACCUUCCUAAACUCUUUAUAUUAAUUUUUUUUCUGGCAGCACAGUGGAGCAGCUGUGAAGCGUUCUGAGGACCCAGGUUCAAUCCCGGCCCUACCUGUGUGGAGUUUGCAUGUUCCCCGUGCAUGCGUGGGUUUUCUCCGGGCACUCUGGUUUCCUCCCACAUUCCAAAAGCGUGCAUUAAUUGGACACUUUAAAUUGCCCAUGGGGGGAAUUUGAGUGCAACUGUUGUUUGUCUUCGUAUGCCGUGUGAUUGGGUGGCAACCAAUUCAGAGUCUACCCUGCCUCCUGCCCGUUGACAGCGUGGAUAGGCUCCAGGACUCCCAUGAUCCUUGUGGGGAUAAACGGCAAAGAAAAUGGAUGGAUGGAUGGGUUCAUAUGCCACCAGCUAAAUCCAUCAAGCUCUUUGAUAAAUUAAGUUUCUUUUUUUCUGGAGAGGUGUACAAAGAGGUUCAUGUAGCCUAUUUCAGUGCUCAUGGAAACUGAUGAGUCAUGGAAUAAAAUAUGAGAUUUUCAGAAAUUCAACUUUAAAAGUCCAAUCAAUUUUCCCACAAAUGUAUCAUCUUUAGGUGCAAAAUAUGGUAAAUCCUGUCUUUGACUUUUAACAAAAAUGUUUAAAUCUCAAUUUUCUGUCAAACAGCAACAACUCGUCAAAAAUCAAAUAAACAUGGUGCUAUUGCAACAAAUUAUCAUAAACAAUCUACUGGCCACACGAAUUAUGUUUUUCAAGACAUUCAAAUAAGGUGAAACAUACCCUAUACAACUUUCAAGUUCAGCAAAAUAAACAAACCCAAUGUGUACUGUUAUCACAAAAAAUUAUGUCCAGUUGAGUUUGUUCAUUGUCCACUGAGUUUUGAAAAGUUGUACAUGUUCAAGAGCCACUUAUCCUCACCGGGAUAGUGCUGCAGCCUAUCCCCACUGUCAUCAGGGAGGAGGCAGGGUACACCCUGAAAUGGUUGUCAGUCAGUCACAGGGCACAUAGAGACAAACAACAGUUGCACUUACAAUCACACCAGUUCCGUCAACAUGUCGCCCUCAUUAAACAUUGUAUGUAUUUUUGGAAUGCUGAAAUCCGUUGGGAGCUACAGUAAUCACUCAUUUUACGCUGUUAAUGGGGACCAAGAACCCCCUCCGUAAUGUUAAAAAAUGCAAAGUAAACCCCCCCCCCGACACGCAUACCAGGAAUUUUCAUGUAUGUGUAUCUGGGUGCCAGAAUGAUUAAAUCAUGGAAUGAGUAUUUAUACUUUACAUAUUUGAGACUUAAGAUUAUAAAAGUACACAUCCAUCCAUCCAUCCAUCCAUUAUUAGGGGGAGGCUAUAAAAGCCUUUUUGGAGGAAAAAC